Indicator indicator is the source of this 1608-nucleotide messenger RNA. Its product is annotated as endogenous retrovirus group K member 113 Gag polyprotein-like. NCBI's taxonomy places the organism in Eukaryota, Metazoa, Chordata, Aves, Piciformes, Indicatoridae. The transcript has a single exon. The record is from RefSeq and is a predicted model, not a curated record. Gene Ontology annotation, molecular function: zinc ion binding; nucleic acid binding. Gene Ontology annotation, biological process: viral process. Bases 1 to 1608 code for a protein of 535 amino acids.
AUGCUAGCACCCUCUGCCCACCGUGCGCCCAGCCGCCCAGUCACUCCAUCAGCGCCAGAGGAAAACAGUGCUGGUGAGCAGAAAUAUCCCUCUCCUAAAGAGCAGCUCAAGAUCCCUAUGAAGUGGAAAAGUCCCCAAGACUUCGCUCAGCUGCCAUUGGUCUAUCAAUCUCCAAACGAUCAGUUGAAGGAGCACUUGACAAAGGAGGAGUGUAAUGAGCCUAAUGAUCUGCAGACACAGCAGCAGUUUCCUCCUUUGCUGUCUGACAGUGAGGAGGAGAAUGAGAAGGGAGCUCUGCCCCAGAAUGUGCAGUCACAAAAGACCAUGGGUGGAGGGGGAUGUCGACCUCCCAACAAGUCUGCUUCAUGGACUUUGCCCCCCUGUGGUGUAACAGUUACCCCUCGAUCACCAGCGAGGUUUUGGCAGCUGGUUCGCCAGAAGGCUGCCACAGAGGGGGAUUGGGACUUGGUGGAAAGGCUGGAAGUGCCACAUACGAUCACCAUUCCAGCACAGACAUGUUCCCUCAUGAAUGUUUCUGAUGACUCUAAUGAGCGUGAGCCCAUGGUAGAAAAGGCAGCUCCGGGGACUGAUCAGCAGGACAACCAUCAAGUUUUGGGCUGGAAAGUUGUGCAGGACUUGCGGUCCACAGUGGUAAAGUAUGGUGUGAACUCGAGUGAGACGAUGCAGCUUUUGCGUGUUAUAGACACUGAUUUGUUGUGUCCGUUUGAUAUCAAACACAUUGCACAAGUGAUUUUUCAGCCUGUUCAGUUCUCCGUAUUUGAGUCUAAUUGGAAGAAGCUAGCUGAGAAAGCCGCAAUACAGAACAUGCAGAGAGCCCAGGGCAAUCCGUUGUUGGGGGUGGGGGUGGAUGCGCUCAUGGGGAUGGGGGCUGUGUUUUCUAACCCAAAUACACAAGCCCAUUGGCAUCCCUUGAUACUUGAGCAGAGUCAAAGAAUAGGGAUGACUGCAAUUCGGAAAACAAUGGAGAUUGCAUCUCCGUGCCCUUGCUACACGGUGAUUAAACAGGGUCCCCGGGAACCAUUCUUGCAGUUUGUGGAAAAGAUCUCUGCUGCUAUUGAAAAGCAGGUAGACGAUGAAGGCCUUAGACAAAUCCUGUGCCGACAACUAGCAAAAGAUAACGCAAAUGAGGAUUGUCAGAAAAUUAUUGAUGCGUUGCCGGGUGAGCCAUCCAUAGCUGAUAUGGUUACUGCUUGCUCUAAGGUGGGUACUACUGACUUUAAGAUGGCCUCACUUGCAGCUGCCCUGAGGUCAAAAGGCCCAAAGAAGUGUUUUAAUUGUGGGAAAGAAGGGCAUCUUAGGGCCAAUUGUCAAAAUGGGAAGGCACAAUUGGGAGCUAAUCUGGGGAGCUUUCUUUGUAAUCGCUGUGGCAAAUCUGGCCACUUUGCUAAACAGUGCAGAUCUAAGUUUCACGCGAAUGGUCAGCCCAUACAGGGAAACGGCAAGAAGAACGCGAGAAGGCGUGUGAUGACACGAGUACCCCACAAUCUGGCCGCGGCGCCCCCAGAUCUGCAGGUCCCACCCUAUGUGACAGGCUCUCAGGCAAAACAAGGGGAUCAGCAGGGAUGGAUGCACGCACAGCAGGUGUAA